Molecule: messenger RNA, 735 nt
Organism: Peronospora matthiolae
Lineage: Eukaryota; Oomycota; Peronosporomycetes; Peronosporales; Peronosporaceae
Source: the annotation of a GenBank genome assembly
AUGACCUUCACGAUGGAAUGGGAAGCUUCACUGCCCGUCUGGAUCGAAUCAAUCAACAUCGACAUGGACGGGAUACCCGAAUCCGAUUCGAUGGUCGCGCUUCUCAUGGAGAUGGACGACACUCUACUACCCUCCACUCCUAAGGUGGAAAACUCAACGACGCACUCGAUUGAGCAGUACUCCCCGUCCAACCACUUGCUGGACGUCGCAACAAUGGUUGAUACCAACCUGAAAGACAUUGAGGCGACUCCGAAGAGACCCACAAAAGACCUGACUAUGUCGACGCUCAACCCUGUCAAGAACAAAACAAGCACCAGAGCCACUCGUCGGGUGGAUCCUUUCGGUCGUGACCAGCGAUGCAAGAACAAACGACGGGGCUACGAGAUAAACUAUCGUAAACAACAGAAAGGCAGACGCGACAACGGUCAAAUCGAAUGGGUUCAACUCGAGAUCCAGCUACGAGAAAUGCUGGCAAAGCGGACGCCGGUGGUCGUUGGAGGGUCAAGCGAGACCUCAAAUUAUGAAAUGAAUACAUCGAUCCGUCAGCGGUAUCUUGAGUUACUUCAAGAGGAACGAGCCCUGAGAGAGUCCAUGGCACUCGACAACUGCUGCUGGGCCGAAACUCAAGCACUGACGUUUUGGGGAGGAGCCAACAGCAAGACGCAAGAUAUUCGGGAAAAAAUCAACACGCUGCCGAGUCUAUGGGGGUGCCUCACAUUCGUCUUUUCCUGGUAA